Manihot esculenta (cassava) is the source of this 1280-nucleotide messenger RNA. RefSeq names its product 40S ribosomal protein SA. The record is from RefSeq and is a predicted model, not a curated record. Bases 170 to 1180 code for a protein of 336 amino acids. Gene Ontology annotation, biological process: ribosomal small subunit assembly; cytoplasmic translation. The transcript has 6 exons. Lineage: Eukaryota; Viridiplantae; Streptophyta; Magnoliopsida; Malpighiales; Euphorbiaceae. Gene Ontology annotation, cellular component: ribosome; cytosolic small ribosomal subunit; 90S preribosome. Gene Ontology annotation, molecular function: structural constituent of ribosome.
AGGCAAUUUCAGAUGUGAGCGAGCCCUAAAAGGCGCAUAAUUUCGACGGUCCUUAAAAACCCUAGUUAUACUCUCUCAGUCUCCCUCGGAAAAACCUAGCACAUCCCUCGCUCUCUAUCUGACACAGACGGUUACAGUUCUCUUCCUCUCAAGCUGUUUCAUAGAAGCCAUGGCGACGGCAGCAGCUCCCACCCGGACUUUGUCCCAGAAGGAGUUGGAUAUACAGAUGAUGUUGGCUGCCGAAGUUCACCUCGGCACUAAGAACUGCGACUUCCAGAUGGAACGCUACGUGUUCAAGCGCCGAAAUGAUGGAAUUUAUAUUAUCAAUCUUGGUAAGACUUGGGAAAAACUUCAACUGGCUGCUAGGGUUAUUGUUGGCAUUGAGAACCCUCAGGACAUUAUUGUCCAGUCUGCAAGGCCUUAUGGUCAAAGAGCAGUCCUCAAGUUUGCUCAAUACACCGGUGCUCAUGCUAUUGCUGGAAGGCACACUCCCGGUACAUUCACUAACCAGCUCCAAACAUCUUUCAGUGAGCCUCGUCUCUUGAUACUCACUGAUCCAAGAACUGAUCACCAGCCUAUUAAGGAAUCUUCUCUAGGAAACAUUCCCACCAUCGCUUUCUGUGAUACUGAUUCUCCUAUGCGUUAUGUGGAUAUUGGCAUCCCUGCAAAUAACAAAGGAAAGCACAGUAUUGGGUGCCUAUUUUGGCUCUUGGCAAGAAUGGUUCUACAGAUGCGUGGCACUAUUCCUCAAGGGCACAAGUGGGAUGUUAUGGUGGACUUGUUUUUCUAUAGAGAACCUGAGGAAACCAAGGAACAGGAAGAGGAGGAAGCAGUGCCCGUUGCUGAUUAUGCACUACCUCCUGCUGAUUAUGGGCUUCCUGCAGCUGAUUGGGGUGCCCAAAUUGCUGAUGGCCAAUGGACUGCUGAAGCAGCUCCACCACCUAUUGCUGCUGUUCCUGCUGCCAAUUUCUAUCCAGAACAAGGUGGAUUCACCACAGAAUGGGAUGCUGCAGCUCCACCACCGCAAUUUGCUGGUGCAGCGGCAGCCCCCACCCCGCAUAUUGCAGGUGCAGCGGCAGCCCCCACCCCGCAAUUUGCAGGUGCAGCAGCCCCCACCCCGCAAUUUGCAGGUGCAGCAGCCCCCACCCCUGCGCUUGCUCCUACUGGCUGGGAUGAGUAAAGCAUGAGGAGUUUCUAUGCAUAUUAAAAUUUUAUUAGUUUUUUUUUUUUCAAGGGAUUAUGAACAUCAAAGUUUUUGAAAGUUGAUCUUCAUUGACCUA